Cladophialophora carrionii CBS 160.54 is the source of this 2592-nucleotide messenger RNA. RefSeq lists its product as uncharacterized. The coding region runs from base 1 to 2592 and encodes 863 amino acids. The transcript is spliced from 2 exons. Gene Ontology annotation, cellular component: plasma membrane. Gene Ontology annotation, molecular function: primary methylamine oxidase activity; quinone binding; copper ion binding. NCBI's taxonomy places the organism in Eukaryota, Fungi, Ascomycota, Eurotiomycetes, Chaetothyriales, Herpotrichiellaceae. The record is from RefSeq and is a predicted model, not a curated record. Gene Ontology annotation, biological process: amine metabolic process.
AUGGCGUCGUGGCGGUCGAUGAGCGUCUCCGUCUCUACUCUCGUUGUCUUCUUCGUCAGCCUCGCUUAUCUGCUCUUCUCCGCCUCCACUACCGCUCCGAUCGGGCAACAAGAUCUCGCGUCUCCCGCGGCUUCGAAGGACCCUCACAAACAUUUUCAGGCUCCAGCCGAGAACCCUUGGGCUGAGCUCGAUGAGGCAGAGGCCUCGCAAGUCUACCUCUGGCUCCAUGACACUUCGCAUCUGCUCAAUUCGAGCGGUGAAGAGGCAAGCGCAUGGGACACCAACACUCUGAACCUGGUCGAACUCCUGCGACCAAACAAGUCCGAUGUCGCCGACUACCUUGACCACGGAGGCCCGCCACCGGAGCGAUGGGCGAGACUCUCCAGUCUCGAAAGACGUGGCGACGACGCCUUCGUCAAAGAGUACAUGGUCGGCCCUCUACCGCCAUCGAACCACACCCAGAUUCUACCCUUGACAUACUGCCACAACUCCGGGCGCAACUCUGUCCAAAGUCCGAUCUCAGAUGUCUUCGCUCUACUGGACUGGGCUCUCGUCAUCGGCGAGAACGCAUCAGACAUCACGCUCGAGCUGCUCGGCGCAAAGACCAAUCGAGACAACCUCGACGACCCUGAUGGCCUGGUCAUUGGCUCGAGGCCUGCACUCAUCGACUCAGGCCGCAUGGUGCACUGGCUCGAGUUCUUCCGUCCGGGGAUGAAAUCGGACGGUAGAAGUCUGCUGCCUCAAGGACUGUACGUCAAGCUGGACAUUCCAACGGCCCGGCCAGAGACGUGGAAGACCGGCGGCUGGUUCUACAACGGCAUUCUAUACGACAACGACACGAUGCUCCGCGAGGCCAUGAAGUCUCCGGACUUCCAACGCCUGGUGGUCAACGAGGACGGCGCCUGGACCGAUACCGAAGACAUUGCCAGUUGGGCUCCCGAGAGAGCCAUGGCCCCGCCGCUGUCAAUCCAGCCAUACGGACCGCGGUACCACCUCGACCGUGACGAGAACUAUAUCUCGUGGAUGGGCUUCUCGUUCUACCUGUCGACGUCGCAGGCCACGGCUCUCUCGUUGUUCGACAUCCGCUACAACAAUUCCCGCAUCAUCUACCAUCUCGGCUUGCAGGAGGCACUUGCCCACUAUGCCGGCGUGGAACCCAUGCAGUCAGGCCUCGAGUUCCUCGACACAUUCUUCGGCAUGGGCAAGAUGAUGUUCAGUCUCGUCCCUGGUCUUGAUUGCCCUGGCCACGCCGAGUAUAUUGACAUGUCGUACCAUCGGGCAGGCAAGAUGUACACGAACAAGAACGCCAUCUGUGUCUUUGAAUAUACCUCGGACGCGCCCCUGCAAAGACAUACAUCUGCUUUCAGCGCCACUGUCAGCCGCAACACGUAUCUCGUGGUUAGGAGCGUGAGCACCGUCGGUAAUUAUGAUUACACGAUCGACUAUAUCUUCUACCUCGAUGGGUCCAUCGAAGUCAAGCUCCGCGCGUCAGGCUACAUCUUUGGCGCCUUCCACGCGGAACCACGCUCUUCGCCUGUCCCACGCGACUCCUCCACGAACGAAUACGGCUACCGCAUCCACCCGGGCGUGCAGACAUCCAUGCACGACCACGUCGUGAACUUCCGCGCCGAUUUUGACAUCUGCGGCACGGCGAACACGCUCGUCCGGACGACCGUCGAACCCCUCCAGCGCGAGUACGACUGGGACAAGCCCGAGGUCCCGGCCCAGCGGAACACAAUGCACAUGCUGCACCAGCCCGUCACGCGCGAGACGGGGUUAAACUGGCCCAAGAACGCAGCUGAGAUGUAUCUCAUCACGUCGCCCACGGUGACGAACAAAUGGGGCGAGUCCCGCGCGUACCGCAUCCUCCCCGGCACGGGCAUGGGCAACCCCGCGCACCUGACGAUCCUCAACUCGACGACCCUGGGACAGUCGGCGACCUGGUCGAGCUCGGACCUGUGGGUGCUCAGGAACCACCCGGACACGGAACCCAGCAGCGCGCACCACAACAAUUACCUCGAGCCGUUGGCCCCGCUCGUCGACUUCACCAAGAUGGUCGACGACGAGGACAUUGACGGCGAGGAUCUGGUCGUGUAUUUCAACCUCGGCGGGCAUCACGUGCCGAGCAGCCAGGACGUGCCGAACACGUUGAUGCACACGAGUGCGAGUAGCGUGCUGUUCAUGCCGUUUAACUACUUUGACGAGGACGUCAGUAAGGCGUGGAGGCAGGGCGUGAGGGUCGAUCGGCGGCCAGUAAGAGAAGGUCGGGGCGGCACUGCUGAGAAGGAGGAGGUCAAGCCAAAGCUCAAGCGGACAACGGACGCGCAGAGCGAGGAGAACAAGAACAAGAAGCAGCAGAAGGACGAGGACGUCGAUAAUGAUGGCGUGACGUGGUUCGGCGGCCGGUAUACGCGGGAUGUGCUCGUGGGGCGGGAGAUGCUCACGCCGGAUCUGAGCCACUAUAUGAAAGAGCGGGAGGAGGGGGAGGAAGGAGGGUGGAAAGCCGUGCGAAAUGCCGUCGGAGGGGGGUUGGUCGGGUUGUUCGUCGGCAAGGAGAGGGCGGGCGAGGAGGGUGGGCCGUUGGAUUGGUGA